AUGUCGGUGAAGGUAGCCGCCGAGUACGUGCCAAAACUGGUGGCGGUGAGGGAGUAUGAUGAAGAGAGAGAUAAGGUGGCGGUGGAAGAGCUGGAGAGGCGGUGUGAAGAAGGGCAGCAGGGGAAGCCUUCUCUUGUCACCGACCUAAUGGGUGAUCCCAUAUGCCGCGUCCGUCCCUUCCCAAUACACAUCAUGCUGGUUGCCGAGUAUGGAGAGGGAGAGGGAGAGAUUGUGGGGGUGAUAAGAGGGUGUGUAAAAACUGUGACACGUGGGAAUUCUGUUUAUGUAAAGUUGGCUUAUAUUCUGGGGCUACGGGUCUCCCCUAUGCACAGAAGGCUUGGAAUCGGCACAACACUGGUACAAAAAUUAGAAGAAUGGUGCAAGCAAAAGGGUGCGGAGUAUGCAUACAUGGCCACGGAUUGCACAAACGAGGCCUCCAUUAAUUUAUUUACCAUAAAAUGUUCGUACAAGAAAUUCCGCACGCCUACUAUGUUGGUGCAACCGGUCCACGCUCACUACAAACCAAUUGGCUCGGGUAUUGAGAUCGUCAAACUCACCCCACAACUUUCUGAGUCAAUUUAUCGUCGAAUCUUUGCAAACUCGGAGUUCUUCCCAGGAGACAUAGACAGCAUUUUACGCAACAAGCUCAAUUAUGGCACUUUCAUGGCUUUCCCGAAGAACUUUUCUUGGGAUCCAAACGCCGAAAUAAUAACUAAUCUUCCCCCAAGUUUCGCAAUCCUAAGCGUGUGGAACACAAAGGAAGUGUUCAAGUUGCAGGUGAAGGGCGUGUCGGCGUUGGCGUACGCCGGCUGCAUGGGUACGAGGUUGUUGGACGCGUGUUUGCCGUGGCUGAGGUUGCCGUCGUUUCCCGACGUCUUCCGACAAUUCGGGGUGCACGUUUUGUACGGGCUACACAUGGAAGGUCAACAUGCAUCGCGCCUCAUGAAAUCGCUAUGCGCCUUUGCGCAUAAUCUGGCUCGGGACGACGUCGGAUGUGGGGCCGUGGUGGCCGAGGUGGGACAGCGGGACCCGGUUCGAGAGGCGAUCCCACAUUGGAAGAGAUUCUCGUGGGCUGAAGAUAUGUGGUGCAUUAAGAGGCUUGGAGAUGAAAGUGAAAAAUGUGAGCCGUCUGAUUGGAUGAAUCGCCAAUCAUCCUCAUCCGUGAUUUUUGUUGAUCCACGUGAUUUCUGAUGACGACACCGUUUUGUUUUAGCUUGAUUGACUCACGUAUCAGUAUAGCUCGUGUUUUCUCAAAGAAAACAGAAGAUCAAGUGUCUUGUACCAUAUUGUCCAAUUCAAGG
Molecule: messenger RNA, 1301 nt
Organism: Corylus avellana
Lineage: Eukaryota; Viridiplantae; Streptophyta; Magnoliopsida; Fagales; Betulaceae
Product: putative N-acetyltransferase HLS1
Molecular function (GO): acyltransferase activity, transferring groups other than amino-acyl groups
Source: RefSeq, a predicted model, not a curated record